AUCCCAUUUAGCAGAGUGGUUAGAGCAGUUGAAGAAAUAACACCAGCUCCCUUCGGUACCCUUUCUCCCUUUAUCUUUUAAGAUGAGAAACUUGGUCUCUUUGAAAGGCAUGCUUCAUGCACAACCCAUUAUCCUAUUCCAAAAGCACUCUCCUUUUUCUCCCCCUCCUCUCACUAUGACAAGACAAUCAAAGCCCUGGAGACCUUUCACAACAAAUUGCUGUUCUGCUGAAGACCAGACAACUUUUAGAAACUUCAGUCGUUGCAGGCCGUCAAGGUCAGAGUUCUCUAAGAACAUCGCUCCGUUGCCUUCGUUUCGGAAGUUGUCGUACUCUGAUCUCAGUCGAUCUUCAUCGACACGCAUCAACGAAGAUCUUGCACAGUCUUUUGGGUCAGAGCUGUACGAUUUUCAGCUGAGCGAGCUGCGUGCCAUUACUCAGAAUUUCUCGAGCAACUUCUUGUUAGGAGAAGGGGGUUUUGGGACUGUCCAUAAGGGCUAUGCGGAUGAGAAUUUAAGGCAGGGUUUGAAGGCUCAGGCUGUUGCUGUGAAGCUUCUCGACAUUGAAGGCUUGCAAGGACACCGCGAAUGGCUUGCUGAGGUAAUAUUUCUGGGGCAGCUUAGACAUCCACAUCUUGUUAAACUGAUCGGAUAUUGUUGCGAGGAUGAAGAACGGCUUCUUGUAUACGAGUUCAUGCCACGAGGCAGCUUAGAGAAUCACUUAUUCAAAAGGAUUUCAAUAUCAUUGCCAUGGGGAACAAGAGUGAAGAUUGCAAUAGGAGCAGCCAAAGGACUUGCGUUCUUGCAUGGCGCUGAGCAGCCUGUCAUUUACCGCGACUUCAAAACUUCCAAUGUCUUGCUAGACUCUGAUUUUACAGCCAAAUUGUCAGAUUUCGGGCUUGCAAAGAUGGGGCCUGAGGGAUCUAAUACACACGUUACAACUCGAGUGAUGGGUACCUACGGCUAUGCUGCCCCAGAAUAUGUCUCGACAGGUCACUUGACUACAAAAAGCGAUGUUUACAGCUUCGGGGUGGUGCUGCUGGAACUUGUAACGGGAAGAAGAUCAAUGGACAAAUCAAGAGCAAAGAGUGAACAAAACCUCGUUGAUUGGGCCAAACCUUACCUGAGCAGUAGCCGAAGAUUGCGUUGUAUUAUUGACCCAAGACUUGCAGGUCAGUAUUCUGUGAAGGGAGCAAAGGAAAUGGCUCUUCUGUCAUUGCAGUGCAUAAGUUUGAACCCCAAAGAUAGGCCAAGGAUGCCUGCCGUUGUUGAAGGCCUUGAAAGGCUGCAGCAUUACAAGGACAUGGCAGUCACCUGUGGGCAAUGGCCAACAUCACCAAAAUCUACCAGAAGUGGAGUCUCUACAAAAUCGAAGAUGGAGAGCGCCAGAAGAGUUGGAAAUCAAAGGAAAUCGUCUCCUAUCACUCCCACUCGGAAAACAUGAUCAAUGAUAUCUCGAUCUAACGAAUGUGGCAAUUCCAAGUUCGUAUAUAGCAGUACUAUGGAUGCAUAUUAAGUGCGCACACUUUUAAGGGCAUGUCUAGGUUUCUAUGUAACAUGUGAAGGGCAUAUGGAGUGUAUGUGUACAGCCCCUUGAGAAUGUAAUAAAAUGUUCGUAUAAGAGUAACGCCAGAUAAAAGUGGAGUCGCAUUGAGUAGAUAAAUUUUCUCUAUAUUAUUGAAGUAAAUGAGUUUUGUUAUCUACAA
Molecule: messenger RNA, 1703 nt
Organism: Carya illinoinensis
Lineage: Eukaryota; Viridiplantae; Streptophyta; Magnoliopsida; Fagales; Juglandaceae
Product: probable serine/threonine-protein kinase PBL15
Exons: 5
Coding region: 83-1441 (452 amino acids)
Biological process (GO): protein phosphorylation
Molecular function (GO): ATP binding; protein kinase activity
Source: RefSeq, a predicted model, not a curated record